CAUUUAGUAUAACCUACAAAGUAAAAGGUUCGAUCUAAAGACUUACACCUCCAUUCAUUCAUCACCGUUAGAGAAACAACCUAUUACUUUCAUGCUAGCAUGGAAGGAGGAGGCAGCGAUGACCACCACCGCCAUCAACUCCACCACCACCGUUCUACUUUCCCAUUCCAAUUACUAGAGAAAAAAGAAGAGGAUAACCAUCCUAUUUCCUCCUCUUCCACCACUCUUCCUUUCCCUUCCCUCCCAAUUCCCACCUCUUGCUCAGCCAAACAACCCACCACCGCCACUAGUUCUGCUUCCAGCCACCAGAUCUCGGCGGAGCCUUCCAAAAUCCCACCCCCUAAGCGUACUUCAACCAAAGACCGUCACACCAAGGUAGAUGGACGUGGUCGUAGGAUCCGCAUGCCGGCUCUUUGUGCAGCUAGGGUUUUCCAACUCACUCGUGAGCUCGGCCACAAAUCCGAGGGCGAAACGAUCGAGUGGCUGCUCCAACAAGCCGAACCAGCCGUGAUCGCUGCCACGGGUACUGGAACCAUCCCUGCAAAUUUCACUUCGCUCAAUAUCUCGCUUCGUAGCUCCGGUUCUAGUAUGUCGAUCCCUUCUCAGCUUCGUUCCUCGGGUUUCAGCUCCAACUUCUCGAUGCAACAACGUCGGAGUUUAUUCCCCGGAAUCGGACUCGAAACGACGCCGACUACGACGUUCCUUAAUUUACAAUCAAGUAGUAGUUUGAAUCCAAUGUUUCCGGCCAAGCAAGAGUCUUCCUUGGAAAUAUUCGAAGCCGAAGAAGGUAGUAUAGGAAGGAAAAGACGACCCGAACAAGAUUUAUCUUCGCAACAUCAAAUGGGGAGUUACUUGUUGCAGUCGAGCACUGGGGCGGUUCCGGCGAGCCACGAACAGGUUCCGGCGAACUUUUGGAUGUUAACCAAUACUAGUAAUCAAGUCAUGAGUGGUGGUGACCCGAUAUGGUCAUUUCCUUCGGUGAACAACAGUGGUUUGCAUUUCAUGAAUUUCCCAGCUCCAAUGGCCUUGUUGCCGGGCCAACAAUUGGGUUCGUGCAGUAGUGGCGGAGGCGGAAGUGGUGGAAGUAGUGGCAUGAGUUCUGAAGGACAUUUAAAUAUGUUAGCCGGAUUGAACCCUUAUAGGCAAGUCUCUGGCGGUACCGGCGUAUCGGAAUCUCAAGUGAGCGGCUCACAUUCACAAAACGGUGGAGAUGGCGGCGGCGAUGAAUAACAAAAUGAUAUACAACUGGUCAUCAUCUUUGCUUCAUUCGAUCAGAUGUGUAGUUUGAUGUGCAACACACGUGAGGUUUGAUUGCUUUUUUUUUUAAA
Messenger RNA from Hibiscus syriacus, 1328 nucleotides. RefSeq names its product transcription factor TCP14-like. Lineage: Eukaryota; Viridiplantae; Streptophyta; Magnoliopsida; Malvales; Malvaceae. Gene Ontology annotation, molecular function: sequence-specific DNA binding; DNA-binding transcription factor activity. Gene Ontology annotation, cellular component: nucleus. Bases 100 to 1230 code for a protein of 376 amino acids. The transcript has a single exon. The record is from RefSeq and is a predicted model, not a curated record.